Molecule: messenger RNA, 2420 nt
Organism: Eleginops maclovinus (Patagonian blennie)
Lineage: Eukaryota; Metazoa; Chordata; Actinopteri; Perciformes; Eleginopidae
Gene: bsg
Product: basigin
Exons: 9
Coding region: 177-1337 (386 amino acids)
Biological process (GO): axon guidance; homophilic cell-cell adhesion; dendrite self-avoidance
Cellular component (GO): axon; plasma membrane
Molecular function (GO): cell-cell adhesion mediator activity
Source: RefSeq, a predicted model, not a curated record
GGUUACGUGCUGAUCAGGGCGUAUGCGUGAGGUGCAACUAGAGGACGACAUCCACUGAAACAUUUCAGCGUCUACAUCUCGUUGGAAGUUCAGAAGGAAAAGGAGGAAGAAGAUUCAGCCCGUCGAAUUAAACAUUGGGUAUAUUCGACGGCUUAGUUCAUACUUAGUUAUCCACCAUGAACUUACUGUGGGCUGUCAGUGCCCUGCUGUUGAGCUGCUGGCAAGCCAAUGCUUCCACAGCGGGAUUUAUCAAGUCCCCCCUGUCUCGGAUGAAGCUGAUCAGUGACAGCGCAGAGCUGCACUGUGAAGUGAUUGGGAACCCCAUUCCUGAAGUGCAGUGGUGGUUUAUUCAGGGCGAAGAGCCCAACGAGACCUUCACCCAGCUCUUUGACGGGGCACAUGAUGACCGUGUGCUGAUUAAUGCCACAUAUAUAGCACACGCCACUAGCACCCUUCACAUCUCUAGCCUCAACCUCAACGACUCAGGCACGUACGAGUGCCGCGCUUCCAACGAUCCUGACCGUAACGAUCUCAAGAAGACGCCAAAAAUCAAGUGGAUCCGCUCGCAGGCAAACAUUAUUGUGAUUGAACCUCCAAACAUCAUUACCGAACCCCUUGAGGUCUUUAACCAGACCUCUGCAGUCCUGAGCUGCAACCUGACGGACCCCACCCUCCCCAUCAAGGGCUCCCACUGGGUCCACAAUGGCAAAGUCAUUGAGGAUACGAAAUCCGUUGAUACCACUGCAUACACAAAGCUCCGUUUGGAAAAGAUCACCCACAGUUCUGCUGGGAAGUAUGAAUGUGUGUUCCUGACCGAACCAGAGGUGAAGCAGACCAUUGAAGUCAAAACCCUUCCCCAUGUUGCUGCCUACAAGCACUCCGAGCACGGCAAUGAGAACGACAAAGGUGUGAUGGUGUGUGUGAGCCACAGCUACCCGCUGCCCACCGACUGGACCUGGUCCAAAGAGGGAAAUCCUAUCGCCAACGGUACUAGCAACAAAUAUGAGAUCAAGAGCACCCCCAACAAGACCACCCUGACCAUCAAUGACCUGAGCAUGGAGAACGACAUUGGAGACUACACCUGCUCUGGAACCAAUGAACUGGGCUUCAACAGUGAUAAGAUCCACCUGCGUGUGCGCAGUCGCCUGGCUGCUCUGUGGCCCUUCCUCGGCAUCGUGGCCGAGGUCAUCAUCCUGGUGACCAUCAUCUUCAUCUACGAGAAGAGGAGAAAGCCUGAUGAGGUCACCGACGAUGAUGACUCAGGAUCUGCUCCUCUGAAGAGCAACUCUACUGAAAAUCAUAAAGACAAGAAUGUGAGACAAAGGAAUUCUAAUUAGAAGCUAAAAGAGAUGGACAUCCAGACGGCAGUCCAGGACUCAGCUGUUGUGGCACAUUAUACCGUGCACCCUGCAAAUUUAAGAACCUUUUUGUUGGGUGUUAAUGUUUUAAGAAACUGACUGAUUUCCUUUUCUAGAUUUCUUCUAUAUUCUUCUCCACAUUGUGCAGCCACAGAACAUAGAGUGAAGUAAUUUCAGCUUGAGGCCGUUGGGCAAAUAUUGCAUGAGUUUAAAUUACCGGUAUAGCGAAGUGUGUGUUUGUUGUAAAAUCAUUAGACGGUUCAUGUGAUGAAUGCCUUUGUGGUUAUUUUCUGUCAAUGCUGACGCUUCCUACACUGGCCUCACAGUUGUCAAUCUGUGCUUUUAUAUUCUCCAAUCUGGAAGACCUUUUCUUUAAAACAGCACAAGCCCUGUAAAGUAGAAUUUGAAACUUUUUUGAUCCUGAUCACUGCCAUUUAUUAUCGCAACAACAAGAGUGCGUUUUAAAUCAUCCUAAGCAGAGUUUUAUACUUUGUCUUUACAACCACUAUUUCUCUUUCAUCAGUCAUUAUUCUGAUUUGAUGUCAUAAUGUCUUGUUGCCAUAAGAAAUUACAGUUCUUUUAGUAGGAAAUCACUUGUCCUUUUAAAAUCGCGCUUUUAUUUUAACAUAUUUUUUAAUUUGUAGUUUCUCACCUUUUGUUUUUGUUCUCACAUUCAUAGUAAAACAUAUAUUCUUAAGGACCAAGUGCAAGAGAUGUAACACUUGCUUAUGUUGAAUGCAUCUUGAAUACAACACACUCAUGUUUGAUUUUAAAGUACAGAAGAUAAACAUUUAAUUGGAUGUUUUUAUUUCUCACUCGAUCUGAGAUGAGACAUUUGUGUGCGAUUGUUGGACCGUUGUCUCUGUUACCUUCACUGUGUAGAUUAUACAGAAGCCAUAUGUUCCAUUUAACCUGAUUAGUGUUGUGAUUGGAUAUUGCCAUUUCAGAGUUAAACAGAUAAAAAAAGCUGACCAGAAUUGUGUAAAUUGUUGUACAAUCCAUGUAAAUGGAACACCAUCUGUUGUACAACUCACACAAGCUGAAUAAAGGCAUUCAAUUUUA